GUCUCAUUUUGUUCCCCUCUGUCGUUAGGGAACCUCGUCUACAACGCGUGUUUUCAAGGGAUCCUUGCCUAAAGCAAGCCGCCCGGCUGAACAUUGAAGUCUGGGAUCUGCGACACGUGGCUGGCUUUCCCGUUUGGUUCUCAGCUGGAACGUCUGUCUAUCACCCCGUGAUUCGACCCACUGAUUAGAUUCUUCUUUUCCCCUUCUUUUCCCACCAUCAUCCCGAGACCGAGUUUCCAGACGACGGAGAACUCCCGUCCAGCCCUUGAAGGAAAGCCUUGUCGAGCUCAUUUCCGUCACAAUUCUCUGUUGAUAGAUUGCCUGUCCAUUGCUUGUGUCAUAUCUCGCCAAUUACUGUCACCGGCGGCAUGGCGGGCGAAACAAUAUCACCAUAUAGCUUUGACCAUGUGAUUCUACUGCUUGAUACGCCGGACUUCGAGAACCCGCCGUCGUGGUUGAGUGAGAAUUUUACCAUCAUUGAGGGUGGGACACACGCCGGUGGCUCCUCCCGGAACAAACUCAUCAUCUUCCCUGAUGGCACUUACAUCGAGCUAAUAAACUGGAUCACCGAACCCAAAGAGUUCUUCGACUGGGCGUCCAAAGCACCAGGACUGAUUGAUUUCGCCCUUACAACCCCCUCCUCUGCACACGACACCUUUGAUGAAGUUACGCGGCGCCUAGAGUCGAAACCGCCGCCUCCUUCUCAAUCUCAGUCCUCACCGACAGAGGAGCUCUCAGGAUCCAGUGCGACCGCCGGUGACGGUGGGCUGGGGGUACGUUUUAGACCUCCGCUCGCCGGCGGGCGCAAGCGAAGAGACGGCCAGGACGUCCAGUGGCACGUCACGAAACCGCUCCUGGACGAUUCCGCGGAGAACGUGCCCCGACCGCUGGAAAAGUACUUUCCGACAGGACGGCUCGACACGCCGUUCUUCUGCCACGACGUGACGGCUCGGACCCUGAGGGUGCCGUACACCGAGAAAGACAUCUCCGAGACGCAUCCCUGCGGGGCGCGGGGGAUUCUGUCGGUCGAGGUCCUCGUUCCCGAGGAGAAGAUUGACAGCUACAUACGCCUGUACGCCUCCGUCCUGGGCAUGAAGCCGAAAGUCCAGGGCGGGUACCGGUACAGUCCGACCACGAGCGUGAGCUUCUUGCUCAGCACACCCAACCCGGACGAGGAGGCCAUGAGGCGCUUGAGAGGCAGGGUCGGCGUGGUGAUCCGGGCGCCGAGGGACCAAGAGGACGAAGCGUGGUUGAAGGAGAGGGGCGUGGGGAUCAGAGAAGUGAGGCUGUUCGCCGAGGCAAAGGGCGAGGACGAGGUCGACGAGAUGGCGUUGGACAGCGAGGGGAUCGGCGCGAGUCUGGUGCUGGUGAAAGAGCCCGCGGGACUUUGGGAGGGCGGUAGCUAGUCGGGCAGCUUAGCACGGGAAGGUGAAGAACCGUGUACGUGUUUUGUUUGGGCGCCGUUAGUGUCGACCCUCGUGGGUUGGAUCGGGCGAGCAAGCAAGCAAGCAAGCCGCUGCACGUCCUUGCUCAGACACGCUACAGGGAGGGAGGCUGGCUGCCGCCCAGCAAUAGAAUCAAGAAGACAGAGGCGAUACAUGUCUACUUUGAUGGAGCCAUCCGAUUCAUUA
This is a messenger RNA of Cladophialophora immunda, 1631 nucleotides long. RefSeq lists its product as uncharacterized. The transcript has 3 exons. The record is from RefSeq and is a predicted model, not a curated record. Lineage: Eukaryota; Fungi; Ascomycota; Eurotiomycetes; Chaetothyriales; Herpotrichiellaceae. The coding region runs from base 369 to 1406 and encodes 345 amino acids.